AUGAAGAAUUUUUCAGUUCCUGUGCAAGCUAAUGAAUAUCAGACUGAAAGCCUUUUUCCUCAGCUUGUCCUGAAUUUAACAAAUAAGUCAGAUCCAGUUGGAAGACAAGAAAGAGAUGAGCAAUUAGCUCAGUUAGAGAUUGCUGUGUUGGGAGUAAUAUUUAUGACAGCAUCUGUGGGCAAUUUUAUUCUCAUACUGGUACUGUGGAGGAGAAGAAAGAAGUUAUCUAGGAUGUAUGUAUUCAUGCUUCACCUGAGCAUAGCAGACUUAGUGGUAGCAUUUUUUCAAGUACUUCCGCAACUAAUAUGGGAUAUUACAGAUGUUUUCAUAGGGCCAGAUGCAUUGUGCAGAACUAUCAAAUAUUUGCAGUUGUUGGGCAUGUUUGCCUCUGCUUAUAUGAUAGUGGUCAUGACAGUGGACAGAUAUCAAGCAGUACGCUAUCCCAUGGUCACUUUCCAAAAGAAAAAGGCUCUUUGGAAUGCUGCCAUUUGCACCAGCUGGUCUAUAUCACUGCUUUUUAGUCUUCCACAAAUAUUUAUCUUUUCCAAGACUGAAAUAUCUCCAGAUAUUUUUGAAUGCUGGGGUGAGUUCAUCCAACCUUGGGGCUUAAAGGCAUAUGUGACUUGGAUUUUUGUAGCUAUUUUCUUCAUUCCCACAGCUAUCCUUACCAUAUGCCAGGUUAAGAUCUGCAAAAUAAUACUAAUGAACAUACAUGUGAAAAAAAGGAAUGAAUUUGAAGCAAUAAAUCAGAAGCAAGUCCUGCCAUUCCAAGCAAGCAGUAUUAACUGUAUUUCAAAGGCUAUGAUCAAGACUGUAAAAAUGACAGUGGUGACAGUUAUUGCAUAUGUCCUGUGUUGGGCACCUUUCUUCAUUGUACAGUUGUGGUCUGUAUGGUACCCCAGUGGCAUUACUGAAGGUGCAGCGUUUACCAUUAUCAUGCUCCUGGGGAAUUUGAAUAGUUGUGCCAAUCCGUGGAUUUACAUGUAUUUUUGUGGCCACAUUCCAUAUUGUGCCAAAAAGCGGUCAAAAAACAUCUCAGCUCAGGAAGAAUCUGUGAUCACAGGAAGCAUUAAUUUGGUAGACAGGGAACCAGAAGAAAACCUAACUUGUAUGUCAGUAUUCUGCAGUGAAGGUCCAGGAUUCAGACCCCACAGAUGACUGGGUUUCUAUAUAUGCAACCACUGAAUGUCUACAAUUCUCAAUAAAAUCAGCUCCCAGUGAGGAUCUCUCAUGGUAUUUUAACCCUUUGGUUGUA
Gopherus evgoodei (Goodes thornscrub tortoise) is the source of this 1255-nucleotide messenger RNA. Its product is annotated as arg8-vasotocin receptor-like. The transcript has 3 exons. Bases 1 to 1158 code for a protein of 385 amino acids. Lineage: Eukaryota; Metazoa; Chordata; Testudines; Testudinidae. Gene Ontology annotation, molecular function: peptide binding; vasopressin receptor activity. The record is from RefSeq and is a predicted model, not a curated record. Gene Ontology annotation, cellular component: membrane. Gene Ontology annotation, biological process: positive regulation of vasoconstriction; regulation of systemic arterial blood pressure by vasopressin; G protein-coupled receptor signaling pathway.